CGAACCAAUCAGAUUCAAGGAAUCGAUAUCGGCGAUCAGUUGAGGUCAGAAGGAGCAGCAGUUUCGGCAGAACCACAAUGCGAGCAGACUGCGUCCCAAUGGGACGUUGCCGGUGUUUUCUUUUGUAUUUGUCGUUUGCGAUCAGCUUAUGUAGCACCGAGAGUCUGAGCACCGCCGGCCAGGUGCACCUGCUAGUAGCCAUACACAGGAACGUCCGGGAACAGGACUUCUUCCUCGAGAACCUGCAGCGGUUCCUAACUCUAGCCUCCCGGCAGCUGCGCGAGGUGACAGGGCGCGCAUGGAUAGACAGCGUGACGGUACAGGUUCCCAGUUCCUGGCGCCGCCGACGGUACUACGGGGAGCUGGACGCCGACUUCUACCAGGUCGCCCAGGUGCGCGUGGUGCCGUCCGAGGACAACGUGAAGCCGCGCAUGGAAGUCGUGCAGCCUCUGCCUUGCGGGAUGCCCGGCGAAAUGCUUAUCGUUCCGGACGCCGCCAUCAUGCACCGACAGCACACCCGGCCCGUCUCCACGGCACCCGACAGCCUUGCUCCCGAGCACGAGUUCGUGCAUCUUUGGCCACGGUUCCGUUACGGAAUAUUCGACGAGAUCGGUAUUCCAGGCAGCAGGCGUUUUCCGAUGGCGGUGACCGACAACGACACGGUGUUUCCGGUGAGCCUGUCGAAGGGCCUGGCGGGCGUGCUGUCCCUACCCGACGGGACCAGAUGCGCGGUGACGCCGACGGGCAUGGUUCGGCCCGAUUGCCACUUGUUCCUCGAGCUCAAAAGCAAACAGACGCUGAUGAGCUUACUGCGGAUGCCUUACGCGGCGGCCACCAACCCGCUCACGGCCAGGUACCUUCCGACGCAGCACAACGUCCUCUGUCAGCGGAGAAGUACGUCGGAGAUCAUCUACGCUCACGAAGACUUUACCUUAAACCGAGAGUGGAACCGCCCGCCGAGCGAGCCCCGUUUCCGGUUCGUGCGGCCGCGGGAGAACGCCACCACUCGCGUCGUGCUCCUACUGGACGCCUCGGAAGGGAUGUGCCGCUCAGGCUGGAUGCGUCAGGUGCACCGGUCCGUGUCCCGCUUCAUCCAGUCUCGGUUGCCGGACGGCACGCAGCUUGCGCUGAUGGCGCUCGCCGGAGGCGAGGCUCACAUCCUCGCCAACCUGACGCAGCUUGAUGCGCGCUCCAGGAGGGCUCUCAGACUUCUCGUUCCUUUCGGCUGCGGCCGGCCGGGUGUGCAUGCAGUCAGAGCACUCGAUCGCGCCGUCCAGCUGCUGAAAGGCGCCCACAUUGCGGGAGCCAUCGCGGUGCUUGUCACGCACGAAGCAGCGUUGGGAGGGAAGAAUGAGACUGUAGCCGGACCCUGGGACACGGGAUUGAUCGUUAGCACUGUGGCGCUGGGUUCGCGCGCCGACCCGGCGUUGGAGCUGCUCGCCGCCAGAAUGGACGGCAUGAGCUACUGGGUUCCCGGCGACGGGGACGCUUACGCCAGUCUCCUGGACGAUGCCCUUGCCGACGCGGCGCAGCAGCUUACCCAGCCCGACCACCGGGAGGUCAUCGUGCGCCGGGAGGAGCUACGGGUGCGCGGCGAGCACCAGGUGUCCUUCGUCGUCGACGCCGCGCUGGGCGCGGACAGCCGCGUGGCGAUAGUGGGGAGCGCGGUCGAGUUCCUCGCCGUGCGCGUUCGCGACCCGGAUGACGAGUUGUACCACGAGGCGAGCGCCGAGUGCACCAAGGACGUGCUGCGGACGCAGUCCGUGGUCUUCUCUUUCCCGUCAAUGAAACCUGGCCGAUGGACUGUUCAAGUGUCGCCUAUCGUCGGCAGUGGCCGAGGCGAGACGGCGACAUCCAGCGUGACGCUGUUGGUGACGUCACGCGGCGUGCGGGACAAGCCGGCGGUACUGCUACGUGCGCAGGCGUCGGCGUCGUGGGUCACUUACCCGGCGGUCGCCAGCCUGCACGCGCGCCUCUCCAGAGGGAACAACGUGGUCCUCGGAGCCUCGGUGUGGGCCUCGGUGAGCCGGCCCCGCCGGAGACACGUGGUCAUCACUCUUUACGACGACGGCAUCGGCGCGGACACGAGCGCCGGCGACGGCAUCUACUCGGCCUUCUUCACUGACCACUCGGGCGCGGGGCGGUACCAUCUCGCGGUACGCGCUGCGGGCGACGAGAGCAACGCUCGCGCCACGCUGCCCCACGUCUGCCGCAGCUCGCUCGCCGACCUGGCGCGAAAGCCACAGAAUCUGAUGGUGCUGCCCAAGAAGGCGUACCGCUUGAUCGACCUGGCCGAGGACACCAGCGCCCAGGACCAGUGGGCGUCCCAGGCUCCCCAGGCAGGCGAGCCCUGUGCCAUGUUCGAGCGGUACGUGGACGCGGGCUCCUUCCAGCUGGUCGGCUACCGCGAGCGCAGUCCCGUCGGUCCAGGCGCCAUCUCCGACCUGCUGGUCGAAGCGUCCACGGUGCGGGGUCCGCGGUGGACGCUGGAGCUCUCGUGGACGGCCAUGGGCUCGCACUUGGACGCCGGCGUCGUGGAGCACGUGGAGCUGCGGUGCAGUCGACGCGGGAGCGAGCUGGAGGAGAACUUCCGGCGCGCCGUUCAGAUCCAGGAGUCGGACCUCCUGCGGGGCAGCCUGAAGCCGCUGGCAGCGCGUAAGCAACACCGCGUCACCGUGCAGGUACCGGCCCGCCUGUUUCCGCCGGACGGUGGUGCCUUCACCUUGUACCUGGCAGUGCGCACCCAGGACGUGCAAGGUCGCGAGUCGCCGCUGUCCAACGUGGCGAGAGCUACGCACCCCGGCAUAGGGCCGCCGCAAAGCCGACCGAGCGCGGACAAGCCGAAGCCGGGAAAUACAGCGAGGCCCAUUGUUCUGCGACCGAGACCCGACUUCGGUCAAUCCGAUCGCCUUUAUUAGAAGUUCUAUGGUGAAAGACGUGGAACACUGACUUGCAUGGUUCCCAGAUUCGAUAAAACAUUAUCGUUUCUUUCUCUUC
Messenger RNA from Dermacentor albipictus, 2997 nucleotides. Its product is annotated as calcium-activated chloride channel regulator 1-like. The record is from RefSeq and is a predicted model, not a curated record. NCBI's taxonomy places the organism in Eukaryota, Metazoa, Arthropoda, Arachnida, Ixodida, Ixodidae.